UUUUAAUCUGUUUAUGUAUGACAGUUUAGAAGAUGCACAUUCUAGCUCAUAGACAUUGCAUGAUUUUAGCUUAACUGUGAAGAACUGUGGUCAGUUUUGGUUGCUCACAUUCAUAUUUAAACUAGCCAAGACUGGACGCUUAUGAUAAAAUGAAUGCAACUUCUUAAAAGGACAAAGGAAGAAAUAAGAGGAAACAAAAGCCUUCCGUUGAAUCUCCCGUUCAAGCGUCUGGUAUGCGUGUUGUAAGCCGGGAAGCAAUUUUCAAUGAAUGGGAAGACACUGUUAGCUUCAAAGACUGCGCUGAAUGUGCAUGGCGGCAUCCUGAAAACAACACGUGUGAUCUGCAGAGGAUAUAGCGGAGGAUGUGUAGUCUGUGCAUCUGCUUCUGUGUGUUUAGCGAGUACUGAAAGGAAUCUCCACUUCACAUCUUUUCACAGUGACUGGUCACAGUAAAGGGGGGAGUGGUUUAAACUCACAGUUAGUGUUUAGACCACUUUAGCAAGUGGUCGGGGGACUGAUGAAAGGCGAGCACAUGCAGUCCGGCACCACUGAGGUAAAGACACGCUACCUCAAAUUCCUGAUCGCUUUCUCUCCACCUACCAAAGAGGUUUUUAAAAGGAGCCUGCAGAAACUUCAGAGAGCUGUUUACACUUGGAUGCAGCUUGGGAAAGACCUCUAAUGAGAGAAGACUAAAAAAAGAAAAAAAAAAGAAAGAAAAACUAACCAAAAAUCAAUUUCUUCAAUCUUUUUAGCAAAGAGUAAUGAAGAUGUUUAAUGUGGAUUUGCUCAUUUUAAGUUUCUGCCUUGGUUUGGGAACACAGUAUGGUGCUGUUGGCAAGAGACAGUAUCAGAUCCAAAACGGCCCGUGUAGCUACACUUUUCUGCUGCCUGAGCAAGAGAACUGCCAAAGCACCUACAACUAUCCUGAUCAAAAGGAUGGACCAAUGGACGACGAGUCGGUUCAGAGACUGGAACAACUGGAGAUGGGCAUGGAGAACAACACACAGUGGCUGCUUAAGUUGGAGAACUACAUACAGGACAGCAUGAAGCAUGACAUGCUCCAGCUCCAACAGGCUGCCGUACACAACCACACGGCUACGAUGAUUGAAAUUGGGGCAAACCUGCUGAGUCAAACUGCUGAGCAAACAAGGAAACUCACUACUGUGGAAGCGCAGGUAAUCCAUCACACAACUCGACUUGAGCGCCAACUUCUUGAAAAUUCCCUGUCGACCAACAACUUGGAAAAACAACUCAUUGUCCAGUCAAAUGAAAUCAGCAAACUGAACGAUAAAAACGGUCUUCUAGAGAAAAAGGUGAUAGAGAUCGAGAGGCAGAGGCAAGUGGAGCAAAAAACACUUCGUGAAGAAAAGGAGCAGCUUCAGUCGCUAAUACUGAGGCAGACGGCCAUCAUCGGCGAACUGGAGCAGCAGCUGCUCAAAGUUUCCUCCAACAACUCUGUUUUACACCAUCAACAGCAGGAGAUAUUGGACACAGUGAACAGCCUGAUACAGAUAUUAUCUACCGGCUCUGUUCAAGAACCCAAAAUUGCCAUGAUGCAAGACACUCCAACCACAUACAUGGACUGUGCUGCUGUCUAUAAGUCAGGAAACAUCAAAAGUGGCGUCUACACUCUCACAAUCCCCAACACCACCACAGAGUUUAAGGCUUUCUGUGACAUGGAGACAGAAGGAGGCGGCUGGACGGUACUACAAAAACGCUUUGAGGGCCGUGUUGACUUUCACCGUACGUGGCAGGAGUACAAAAAGGGAUUUGGAGAACCGUCAGGUGAAUACUGGCUGGGAAAUGAAUUUGUCUCCAGACUGACAAUUCAACAAUCAUACAAAUUAAGAGUCCAGCUGAGCGACUGGGAAGGAAACUCUGCUUUCUCUCAAUACGAUCAGUUCUCUCUGGAUGGCGAAGCACAAAAUUACAGGAUACACCUUAAAGGCUACAGUGGAACUGCAGGCAAAAUAAGCAGCAUUGGGCAGCCAGGAAGUGAUUUUAGUACAAAGGAUGCAGACAAUGACAAAUGUGUUUGCAAGUGCUCACAACUGACAACAGGAGGCUGGUGGUUUGAUGCCUGCGGCCCAUCCAAUUUGAAUGGGAUGUAUUACCAGAACGGCCAGAACUCCAACCGCUUCAAUGGGAUCAAAUGGUACUACUGGAAAGGAUCAGGAUACUCACUGAAGUCGACUACCAUGAUGAUCAGACCGACGGACUUCUCAGCCUUGCUUUGAGCCCAUGUUCGUUAAAUGAAGCGUUUCAAAAAAUGCUGCCCAGAAAACACCAGUACCAAAAAUAAAGGUUCCAGUGGAAGCCAAAGUACUUCAUGGUACAAGAUAAAUAACUGGCUCAAAGUGUUUUUUUUAUAUAUAUAUAUAUUCCAGAUAUUUUUAUGAUUUAAAUGUUAGAACCACGAGAAUGUUUUUUUCUACAAAUUGUUUGUGUGUUCAGAAUGUAUGUACAUUUGAUGUUUAAUUUAUAUGUUCAUGUUAGGGAUAAUAUUUAUGUCUACUAUACAUAUAGAGGAAAUCUGAGUGUUAGAAUCUGAGUUUCUUAAUUAUGACUGUGCAAGCAAACUCAAAAAUUAUAUAUUUUAAUAUAUUCUGCCGGAACUCAUAAAAUACAAGCAGGAUGAUUAUGUUUUUGCAUUAGAAAUGUAUUUUAGAAAAAUUAUUUUUGUUUUGAUGGAGCUUAAAUUGUUAACACUGGCUUUACAGGUUUAUUAGAAAUGCCUUAGAAGCCAUUUUAUUACUUACCCUGAAUACCAUCAACUAGUCAGGACUCAAGUUUCCUUAAGCUGACCACAUCUCUUUACUGCUUCAACAGGAACAUUUUCUACAUUGCUUAGCAAAAUGUUUGCUUAGGUUUCUCAAAUGCAACAUAAACAAUAAAUCUAAACGGAUCAAAAUCAGUGUAAUGUUCCUUUGUAUAAACAAACAAUAACCAAGCAUCUGAAAAUGAUUAA
This is a messenger RNA of Poecilia latipinna (sailfin molly), 2968 nucleotides long. RefSeq names its product angiopoietin 2a (gene angpt2a). Gene Ontology annotation, biological process: blood coagulation. Lineage: Eukaryota; Metazoa; Chordata; Actinopteri; Cyprinodontiformes; Poeciliidae. The transcript is spliced from 9 exons. The coding region runs from base 762 to 2237 and encodes 491 amino acids. The record is from RefSeq and is a predicted model, not a curated record.